AUGAGCAGCAACAUUCCUAAUGGCGUGCCAGCGCCAGGGACAGGUGCUCAGAAGCCGACACCACCGCCAGGCGCCAAUCCUCUGCGCAAACCUCCCGGUCGCGGUUCAAGCAACCCCCUCGUCAGCCGCAAGCGCGUCAUCAAGCGUCCGCCCCCUACCGCGAAUGCUCCCGCAGCCUCCAGCGUUACCAACCUCCCGGGCUCCCUACCCAAGCCCAUCCCGAUCUCGCAGCAGAAACAGCAGAACUUCGACAGCCUCCGCGCCCAGAAUGGCGGCUGGUCUUUCCCCAAGCCUGAAGGAGCAAACGACUAUCCCUUGCGGAUCACGAAGAGAGCGCUCAAGGAAGGGAUGCGCUUCCACAUCAUGCGACUUGUGCCGGCACAGAGAUUCACCAAACCCGAUGAUCCGGGCAUCGACCCUACGAAUCAGAACGAGUUCACCCGGCCAGUCACUCUCCAUCGCCGCGAUCCGCGCCAGCCGCCACCGGGACGUGAGCUUAAGGUCGAACACAUCCCCGAGCCACCGGUGGUGGACGAUGCCGAGGCACAGCGACUGGCCCAGAUCAAAGCCGACAGGGAAGCACAGCGCGCCAUAGACGAUGCGCAGAAGGCCCCAGUCAUUAAGGAGGUCCCUGUUAAAAAGAAAGACCCAAAGAAGGAGAAGAAGCCGCAUACCCAAGUCGCGUGGCAGCCUCGUACCGAACAACAGCGGAAGGAAGGCGAGAUCCGAUACGAGGAAGCGCUGCCAUGGCAUUUGGAAGAUGCGGACGCGCGCAAUGUGUGGGUUGGGCAGUACGAGGCGCCUCUGUCGUAUGCCAAGGUUGCCCUUCUUAUAGAUGGGCAAGGCUUCCGCAUGGUCCCUCUUGAGAAGUGGUAUCGGUUCACGUCCAAGAGAGGCGCGAUCCAAGCCAUGACCGUCGAGGAGGCAGAGAGGGCGAUGGCGAAGCAGGCGCCCAUGACUCGUUGGGCCAUGCGCGAUGCUCAGCGAGAGGCCAAGGAGAAAGCCAUGGCGGAUUCUCGCACGAUCAUGUAUGGGCGUACUGCCGUCAAGCAAGAGAGCGCCUCGUUCAGGAACGCUUCACGGCGCGAGAAGAUGGACCACGACGACAUCGACAUGUCUGGAGAUGAGUUCCAAGAUGACGACGAGACAGCUGGGUACGAGCCAGACCGCGAUGAAGAUACCAAGGACUCAAACGACCGUGUGCGUCGCGAGCAGCUUGGUGCGAACCUGUUUGGCGACGCCAACGAGAAGGAGGUUGAGCGAGAGGAGAAGGAAGAGCUCAAGGAGGAGGAGGAGCGUAAGCGGCUGGGCAAGCAUCUGAAGAAGGCUCUUCGCAAGCGUGACAAGCAAUUUCAGUAUGAUUCUGAUUCGUCUAACGACCGGGACCCGUUCGCAACGUCAUCAAGCGAAUCGGAGUCAGACUCGGAGACGGAGAAGAAGGACGAGGAUAAGAAAGGCGACAAGGAUAAGGCGGCUGCCGCUUCAGGAACCUCGUCCAAGGGCACAAACACUCCACAAGGGAAGAAGAAUGCGGCCGAGGCCGCUAAGAAAGGCAAGUCGCUCAAGCGGCCAGGGUCCCCCAUGGUCUCGGAUUCGAGUGGCACGGAGUCUACACGCAAGAAGACCAAGACAGGCAUCAACUCAUCGCGACCGAGCCGUGGUGGCACACCCAUGCCCGGCAGCCAACGCGGCCGUGGUGGGGCCGGCUCGGGCAGCGAUGGCGAAGGCACUGCAGGUGAGAUGUCUGACGGUGCUGGCGGAAAGAAGAAGCGCAAGGGUCUCCUAGCUGGUGACGCGCGACCUACGCCUGGAGGAUCAAGAGCAGGCAGUCCAGCCGCGGCUGCAAGCCCUGCUGGUGCUUCUGCAACUCCCCGCGCUGGCUCUCCAGCUGCUCCGGCGAAGUCGUGGACGAAUGCGCCGACCUUGGAUGAGAUCUCGGCUGCCCUACCUGCGCGCCCUCAGGGUGUGACCAUCGGCGAGCUUAUGAAGGCGUUUGCUGGUCGGAUCUCGAAGACGGACGGACAGGACGGUCUCAUGCCCAGGAAGGAGUGGCUCCGCCUCGUCAAGCUGAGCUGCGACUUUGGCGAAGACAGGCUCUUGCGACGGAAGGCAUAG
This is a messenger RNA of Microdochium trichocladiopsis, 2115 nucleotides long. RefSeq lists its product as uncharacterized. The record is from RefSeq and is a predicted model, not a curated record. Gene Ontology annotation, molecular function: RNA polymerase II general transcription initiation factor activity; TFIIF-class transcription factor complex binding; DNA binding. Gene Ontology annotation, biological process: positive regulation of transcription elongation by RNA polymerase II; transcription initiation at RNA polymerase II promoter. The transcript is spliced from 2 exons. Bases 1 to 2115 code for a protein of 704 amino acids. Lineage: Eukaryota; Fungi; Ascomycota; Sordariomycetes; Xylariales; Microdochiaceae. Gene Ontology annotation, cellular component: transcription factor TFIIF complex; nucleus.